Messenger RNA from Paramisgurnus dabryanus, 1770 nucleotides. RefSeq names its product tRNA methyltransferase 10C, mitochondrial RNase P subunit (gene trmt10c). Lineage: Eukaryota; Metazoa; Chordata; Actinopteri; Cypriniformes; Cobitidae. Gene Ontology annotation, cellular component: nucleus; nucleoplasm; mitochondrion. Gene Ontology annotation, molecular function: tRNA binding. The record is from RefSeq and is a predicted model, not a curated record. Gene Ontology annotation, biological process: positive regulation of mitochondrial translation; mitochondrial tRNA 5'-end processing.
CGGUAAGUUUAGUUGGUGCACACCGGCUAGCCGCAUGACAGCAGGCAGCGUGUGUCCUUCUGAGGGAUCAACAGAAAAUUUUGAGUAAACGUGCAGCUGAAAUAUGUUAUAUUAAUUAAUUUACAUGUGAAUAUUAUUGUAAGACAUAUGAUGUAUAUAUAAUACAGACGGGGGCAGCCCUGACUUGUGAUGUGAUGCACAUAAACAUCAGUGUUUAAAAAGCACGUCUAUGAUGAUACUUCAGAGGUUUUGCACACAGGCUGUGCGAUGGAGAUGCACCUCUGCCCGGCUUCACACUGUUUUUCAAAAACACACAAGGAGUUUGAGAUUACAGGAGCUCGGCUCUGUUCCCUCCACACACGUCUUAACUCGACCCAUCAGCACCAGCUGGGGACUACGGAAAGAUGGAGCAGACAAUGUUCCUGCUGAAAAGCCUGACCUGGAAUUCUGGAAAUCCAUGAUGAAAUCUCAGGCAUUGCAUGAGGAAAAAAACAACAAGGAGAAUUUAACACUGCACGCAGAAGCAGAGCCGUCCGUGAUGGAAGCCAGUCGAGAGCUGGUGGAGAUGUGGCAUCACGCAGGAAAGUUGGUACCGAAGAACAUUACAGAUGAGCAGCUAGAACAUCUCUCUGGACUGACCACGAAGUCUGGUAAAAAGAAGUACCUCAAGUUUUUGGCAAUCAAGGAAGGGCACAAGAUUUCCAAGAAGGAGAAGCAGGAAAAGAAGAAAUUGGAAAAGAAAGUGGAGGCGAACGAUGAAUCAGAGAAAGAUGAUGGAGAUGCGGAAGAACAUUCCUUGAAGAACACAUUCCUGUUGAGGUUCUGGAGCCGCUCUAUGGAUACGCUCUUAAACUGGAGGGCGGCGCAGGCCAUGCGCUUCGGUCAACCUCUGGUGUAUGACAUGAGCUACGAGCAGCACAUGACACAGAGAGAGAUCGAAAACACAGUUUCACAGCUACUGGAGACAGAAGGAUGGAACCGUAGAUCCGUCGACCCCUUUCACCUUCAUUUCUGUAACCUACGGCCUGAUGGAGUCUACCACAGAGAAAUUCUGAAACGCUACGGGACAGAGACGUGGGAACGUCUGUUUAUCACAGCCACACCUCACCAACACACAGAGAUGUUUCCUCACGAGAGCCUCGUCUACCUCACGGCCGAUUCUCCCAAUGUCCUACGUCGCUUUGACCACACUAAAGUCUAUAUUGUGGGCGCGAUGGUCGACCGCUCCAUACAUACAGGUGUUUCGUUGGCCAACGCAAAAAGACUCAAAUUGGCCACCGCCCGACUUCCUCUGGAUGAAUAUCUGGAUUGGGGCUCGGGUGCGAAGAACCUGACUUUAGAUCAGAUGAUCCGCAUUCUGACCACCGUUAAAGAAACGGGGAGUUGGCAGAAAGCGUUCGAGUUUGUUCCUAAAAGAAAACACGGUGGUUUUUAUCAACACAGGGAGAAUAAAAGCACACAGUCGGUCAGAUCCAGGACACACAGAGAUGAAAACAACUGGGAGAGAGAAAGAGACCGAAUAUUUGUGAGUAAACAGAGAAGCCCAACAAGAGAUUAUAUCGGUAAAGAAUCUGUCCAUGUGUCCCGCGACAGCACUAAAGUUCAGACAAGACUGAGAAAUACAACAGACAGACAGAAAACACCCAGAGACCAGAAGAACUGGUGGAAGGACAAUGAAUAAUAAUAAUACUGUGUUUUACAUCAUUCACACUUAAUGCUGUUCUUAUUGUGUUCAAUAGAAAUAAAUCAUGUGUUCAGAUAAAUAUUUCA